This is a messenger RNA of Emiliania huxleyi CCMP1516, 975 nucleotides long. RefSeq lists its product as hypothetical. NCBI's taxonomy places the organism in Eukaryota, Haptophyta, Isochrysidales, Noelaerhabdaceae. The record is from RefSeq and is a predicted model, not a curated record. The transcript has 7 exons. Bases 1 to 975 code for a protein of 324 amino acids.
AUGCCCCCGUUGUUCACCUCCAGGUUUCCCUUCGGGCUGAAAGGGCCCCUUCCGAAAGGGCCCUCGAGGUUUGUGAUGACUGCCACGACCUUUCGCGCGCCCUUUUUGCGACCACGCUCCACGGCGGCGAGCGGCGGCACGGCCUUCCACCAGCUGCAGGAGGCGGCGCCCGAGGAGUACGCUGGCUUCGUGGAGGCCGAGUGGCUGACCGAGGCGGCCGCCAUCGAGCGGGCCGCCGCCUCGCUCGCCGCGGGCGAGAUACUGGCCUUGUGGGCGAGCGGCGGCGCCAAGUACGGCCCGCGCGCCCUCGGCCGGCGCUCGAUCGUCGCUGACCCGCGGAAUGCCGCCGCAGUCGACCGCCUCAACCGGCUGGUCAAGAAGCGGGAGCCCUUCCGGCCGUUUGCGCCGUCGGUGGGCGGCGAGGCGGACCCGCGCUGGCGCGCGCUGAUCGCCGCCUUCUUCGCUCUCACCGGCGUGCCUCUGGUGCUCAACACGUCCUUCAACACGCGCCCGGCGGAGCCCAUCGUAGAAGGGCCCGCCAACGCGCUCGCCGCCUUCCUGCACGUGGCGUCCGAGGCGAGCGGGGGCGAGGCGGUGAGCGGCGGCGAGGCGGCCAGCGGUGCCGGCGGCAGCGCGCAGGGAGGCGCAGCUCGGCGGGCUGCGCGCGACGCGGCGCCCGGGCGUGCGCCCGGCGGGGGGGAGGAGUGGGCGGACGGCGCGGCGGGCGAGUGGCUCGCGGCCGACGGCGACGCGGCGGCCGCCGAGACGUUCACGCCCGACGCGCCGCGGGAGGCGCGCGAGCACCGCUCCACGGCCGCGUGGGUCGAGCUGGGCGACGAGCUCAAGCUGGCGGCGCUCGAGCUGUCCGACGGCGCGGAGGUGGCCGACAUCGCCCAGGCACUCGACGCGCCGCCCGACGAGGUGGCCGCCGCGCUGCGCUCGCUGUGGAAGCGGCGCUUCGUCGCACUGGAGUGA